UGUAUGUGAGAAAAUAUUAAAAUCGAGACAAAACCAAGUAUUUAUGCCCAGAAAACUAAUUAAAUUUUAUGAAAAACAUCCCAAAUUGAAUUUUGUGGAGUACUGUGAGUUCGUGCGGUGAAAUUGUGUGACGUUGCGAACGUUUUGUGGUUGCAUUUGCAACUUUUAGCAUUUUUCUGGGUUUUGGACGACGAAGUAGGCAGACAAAAACGACAGUGACUACCAAAACGGACGGACGUAAAAAUGGCGACGAGAAGUACCAGUCGCAUACAACAAUCGAAAAAUAUAACUUCGAUAUUCUCCAAGCUCCAGGCCUCCUUCUCGGAGGCUUGUGGCCCCCAACGCUUGUCCACGGACAAGAAGACCCUGGAGAAGACAUGGAAAUUAAUGGAUAAAGUAGUGAAAUUGUGCCAACAACCCAAAAUGAAUCUAAAGAACAGUCCCCCCUUCAUAUUGGACAUCCUGCCGGAUACGUAUCAGCGUCUGCGUUUGAUCUACUCCAAAAACGAGGACCAGAUGCAUGUGCUGCACAACAACGAGCACUUCAAUGUGUUCAUCAACAAUCUGAUGAGAAAAUGCAAGCAGGCCAUUAAAUUAUUUAAGGAGGGCAAAGAGAAAAUGUUCGACGAGAACUCUCACUAUCGCCGUAAUCUGACCAAACUGAGUCUGGUCUUUUCACAUAUGUUGAGCGAAUUGAAGGCUAUCUUUCCAAACGGAGUUUUUGCUGGUGAUCAAUUUCGAAUUACAAAAGCUGAUGCAGCGGAUUUUUGGAAAUCAAAUUUUGGCAAUAGUACUCUGGUGCCUUGGAAAAUUUUUCGUCAGGAAUUGAAUAAAGUACAUCCCAUAUCGUCUGGCUUAGAAGCAAUGGCCUUGAAAACCACCAUCGACCUAACAUGCAAUGAUUAUAUAUCAAAUUUUGAAUUUGAUGUCUUCUCAAGGCUCUUCCAGCCUUGGGCCACCCUGCUAAGAAAUUGGCAAAUUUUAGCAGUUACCCAUCCCGGCUAUGUGGCUUUUCUAACAUACGAUGAAGUCAAAGCUCGCCUACAACGUUACAUACACAAGGCCGGAAGUUAUGUUUUUAGAUUAUCAUGCACACGAUUAGGCCAGUGGGCCAUUGGUUAUGUUACUGCUGACGGUGAAAUCCUACAAACUAUACCACAAAACAAAUCUCUUUGUCAAGCGUUACUGGAUGGCCAUAGGCAAGGAUUCUAUUUGUAUCCGGACGGCCAAGCUUACAAUCCAGAUCUGUCUUCAGCUGUACAGAGUCCAACUGAAGACCAUAUAACAGUUACCCAGGAGCAAUAUGAACUCUACUGUGAAAUGGGAAGUACUUUUCAACUAUGCAAAAUAUGCGCAGAAAACGACAAAGACAUACGAAUUGAACCAUGUGGUCAUCUUUUGUGUACCCCAUGUCUGACAUCUUGGCAGGUGGAUUCCGAAGGACAGGGCUGUCCUUUCUGUCGUGCUGAAAUCAAAGGUACUGAGCAAAUUGUGGUCGAUGCCUUCGAUCCACGGAAGCAGCAUAAUCGUAGCACUACUAAUGGGCGCCAUCAAACUAACGACGAUGACGACACUGAGGAUACUGGAGAUUUUAAUAUAGCGACUUCAUCUUUACAUGCUCUAAGCAACAAUAUGACCUCAUCAACACAUUCCUCGGACAAACAUAGUCCACAUACAUCACCAAGGUUCUCGAGGCGUAGCACUACACCCAGUUUAAUGGCAGUUCAAAACGAUUUGUAUGCUGGACACAUACCCACAUUGUCCUUGGCCAGCCAGCAGCAGCAGGUGGCCACAGCUAAUUACAUAAGUGCGGCCACCGUAAUAACAGGUGGUGGUGGAGGCCAUCAGCCAGCCCCACCCUCGGCACCUCCCAUGAAUGUCAUCAAUGGCAAUGGCGCCCAACAGAUAGGCUCAGCAGCAGCUCCUUCAUCAUCAUCCUCAUCGGCAUCUGGGGUGGCCCCAUCAAAUGUUGUAACCUCACAGAAAUCAACGAAUCGCAUGAGUGCCCCCUUAAUAGGCACCAACUCGGUUAUUGUGGGGGGUAAUUAUGGCCAUAAGAUAGCUGGAAAAACGGACAACAAUGACAAUUCCAAUUCCUCUUAUGCCAUACUACAAAGUCUGCAAGAAUCUCAAAGCGCAGUCAGCAAAGAAACCCAGAAAAGGGAAGUCAACAAUGCCGGCUCGACUUCUUCGUCUUCGGCAACAACGUCAACCGGGGCCCCACCUUUGCCCCCCAGAAAAUCAUCGCCUGGGGCCGAGAACACCAUCACCAGCCCCACAAAUGGUCAUGUGAAUGGCAACGCUUCGGGGGUAGUGCAAAAAAUGACUCUACCACAGACUAGCAAAAGUGUGGACAACAUUGCAGCCUCCUUGGGCGAUAUAGUAUGUGUGCCAAAGACCACAGCCCCUCCCAUACCGCCGCAUAAUUCCAACCUCGCCCAUGUCGAUACAUUGGCCGACGAUUUAAGAACACAGCGCAUUGGCAAUGUGGCAACGGUGAUAACUUCCAGCACUGCGUCAAGUGGCACCCUAUUGGAUGAUGAUAUCGUAGGACCAGCCGAAACUAUUAUGGGCGUCAUAGAUACCAGACCUUUGGAGGCACGAUCGGCUGCCAGCUCAAACUACACUCAGCUAUGCACCACCACCAGUACCAGCACCUCGGCAGCCAUCUCUUCCAAUUGCAAUUUACGAAAUGACCUUAAAGCCACUGGCAACAACGAGCGCUCCAAUGCCGCCGAAACGCCGAAAACUGCGAUUACACAGAAGCAGCUGCAGCAACAGCAGUCGCACUCGCAUUCAGCGCAUCAUCAAUCCACUUCGCAGCAGCCUUUACUUUAUGAAAAUAUCUCCAUCAGCCAAAAGGUCGAUUGCACUGUACCCUAUGAGAAUAUAAAUUUGGAAUACAUAGCCCGCCUCAUGAACGAGGGCUAUUCGAAGGAGAAUGCAAUUACCGCCUUGGGUAUAUCACGGAAUAAUAUUGAAAUGGCUUGUGAUAUUCUACGAGAAUUUGUUGCAAAAAAUAGUGUUUAAGGACAUAUGCAAGAUUGAAAGUAGAAUAAAAAAUACACACAUACACAAACACACUCACACAUACAAUGGCAACGUAUAUAUACAUAAAUAUAUAUACAUAAAAAAAAAGAAAAUUAUAUUAAUUGCUAAAAAUUAAAAAAAAAAAAACGACAAAGAAAUCUUACAUCUUCCCUUCUCCACCUAAAAGAAAACCCCAGCCCUUUUUGAUCCAUUGCAUUUUAUAAAAAAAUCUCAGAUUAUUAACACACAUGUGAAUGUAUGUAUGUUAUCUUUAUUUAAAAUUGGCCAAAUUGUAACUUCAUCUCAUUAUUAUCUAUAUAUAAAAUUUAUUUAAUGCAUAUACUCUCAAUACACACACACACACAACAGCUACACAUUCACAUACCUUAAUCAUAAAGGCAGAAACAAAUUGAGUCAAAAAUAUCUUAAAUAGACAAAGCUGACAGAUAUUGCAAACCUCCAAGUUUAAAGAGAAAACUAGCAAAAAAAUUUCUCUUUGUGCUGUGUACAGCAACAACGUAUGUGUUCUAGACAACGUAUGCUGAGGAUUCAAUCACUAAUCAAUCAGUAAUUCAAUCAAAACUAAUGUAUGCAUCAUGGCGAAACAAUAGUCGGUGGUCUUAUAUGUACAAGAACCACAAAUCAUGUGGUGCCAUCUGCCGUAGUGACAUCGUCAUCAAGAUCUCAUUUCAAAAAUUACGUUGUUCUCAACACAACCAAGGAAACUUGCGCUCGUGUGUGUACGUACGUGUGCAGGUAAAAUGAGAGAAAGAGAAUGUGCAAAAAAUAUGGUGGUUUUCUGUGAGUAUAAACACAGAAUUGACAUCUUAAUACCGUCAAACUGGCCGGCUAUUUUCAGUUGCUAGGGUGAGACCAUGACAUAACUAUCAGAUAGUGUGCCGUAAACAGCCGAGCACAAUUUUUUCUCGCGGAGUGCUCUAUCUGUUCUGUGUGUAUUAUAGUUAGAACCAAGGCGGAUUUAAAAAGGUGGUCUCACGCGAACCACUGUUAACAGCCGGCCACGUUUGACGGUAUUAAGAUGGAAGAUUUUUGUUUGCAUUUUCUUUGUUGUUAUCCUCUUUCUCGCUUAUUCUCUGUACGCUCACGUAUACGCACACACAUUUCUUAGCUUGAUGACAAGAUGGCGGAUUGCACCAUAUGAUUGGUUGUUGUUGUAUAAAUGAGACCAUCUUUAAUUGUUUCGCCUGUCAGAUAUUUUCAUUUACAGGAAGUGGCAGUUGCCCAACAACAAAAUAUUGAGUGCACUACCUGUCAAAUUCAGUGAUUGGUGCAACUCUGAUUUCGUUUAUGUUACUGGUUCGCGCCAUUUUUCGUUGUUUAAGUGUGUUCAAGGCGGAUUUAAAAAGGUGGUCUCACGCGAACAGCUGUUAGCAGCCGGCCAGCUACGACGGUAUUAAGAUAACAGAUUUUUGUUUGAAUUCUCUUUGUUGUUAUCUUCUUUCUCGCAUAUUCUCUGCAAAGAGCGUAAGAAAGAAUAAGAGCUGGCGUUAGAGUCCAAUACAGGAUGACGAGUGACAAAUUUUAAAGACACAACAUGUUUGAACUGCUUCCGAUAUUUCGUUUUACCUUUAUUCCAACUUUCGGUUGCAAAGAAACAAAGCAAAAUACGAAAAAUGUUCGAACGAAUGUCCGAAUCAAAAGAGAAUAUCCCGAAAAUGUUGCAACCCUCAAUGUGAUUCCAAUUGGAAUACAUGGAAAAUGUUGUGUCUUUAACGCGAGUUAUUUUACGGUACGGGGAAGACAAAGCAGAAAUCAUAUCUUCUAUUUCUUACGCUCUUUGAUUCUCUGCUCAUGUACAAACACGUAUACACACACGCACACAAAUUUCUUUAUGUGUUGGCAAAACGUCGAUCAGCAUGAUGGCAAGAUGGCGGAUUGCACACAAAUUUCUUUAUGUGUUGGCAAAAUGUCGAUCAGCAUGAUGGCAAGAUGGCGGAUUGCAUCUUAUGAUUUGUGGUUGUUGUACAAAUGAGACAACUUUUAAUUGUUUCGCCAUGAAGUGUAUUAUGGUUCUUAACUAUAGGUCUGUUCGGGCAUUUGCAGUAGAGUAUGAGCCACUUUAUUCUCUUUAAAAAAUUUGUAAACAAAAGUACGCGAUCUCCGUGCCGCUGGACGGCCAUCACAAAUUACCGUGCAGUCCCAUGGCAGCCGGUUGUACGUACCGCAUUGGCCCGAUGGAGUCUUUCAGUGUACAACACACUGCUACAACAACAAUCGAGCAUCAUCCGUGGCGCCAAGUCACGCAAAGCGAUGCAAAGCUGCAAAUUUCUGCUGGAAAAAAAGUCCCAGUAGAAAAAUUUGCUUGUUCUCUAUUUUCUAAUUGUCAAAAUUUGCUCUCGCGCCCUCUUCUGCUGGCAAAUAAAGUACGCGAACGACUUCCAGUAAAAAUGUGUACAAAUUUGUAAGUUCCCGAACACAGCUUAUAAUACACGCAUACAACAAAAACUCGUUGGCAAAAAGUGCACUUCGCGACAAAAAAUUGUACUAAGCUGUUUACGGUACACUACCUGGUAAUUAUGUCGUGUUGUUCGGUGCUUUACAUGCUACACCCUUAAAGUAAGGCUAAGUUUCAGUCUUCACAUUAAAUUGCUGAACUUAGUGAGACUGUUUUUUUUUAUCCCAUUCUCUUUUAUUGUAAAGGGGACAUAUCUGACAGCAUUGUUUAUUUAAAGCCUAGUUUACAUUUUCAUAAAUCACCUAUAAAGUCCACCAUAUUAUUUUUAAGCAUAAACAAGAAAACAAAAAUCAUAAAAUCUCCCUUCCUUCCCACAUCCAAAUACUACACUCCAUGAUAAAUUAAUAAAAAACAGAAAAGCAAUCAAUUUGUAUUUACUUACAAAGUAA
Molecule: messenger RNA, 5895 nt
Organism: Stomoxys calcitrans (stable fly)
Lineage: Eukaryota; Metazoa; Arthropoda; Insecta; Diptera; Muscidae
Gene: Cbl
Product: E3 ubiquitin-protein ligase CBL-B-B
Exons: 7
Coding region: 244-3030 (928 amino acids)
Biological process (GO): cell surface receptor signaling pathway; negative regulation of epidermal growth factor-activated receptor activity
Cellular component (GO): plasma membrane; membrane raft
Molecular function (GO): ubiquitin protein ligase activity; calcium ion binding; phosphotyrosine residue binding
Source: RefSeq, a predicted model, not a curated record